AGGUUUAAGGCUCAGGUGUGGACGUCACCGGAGAAGCGCUGCUUGUGGAAAAACGACCCAGUGCGCAUGCGUGGAGCAUUCGAUCACUGGUGGAGUAGCUAGCUGCUAGGCUACGAACCCAGCCACCAUGGAGAGGAAAGUUCUGGCACUCCAGGCAAGGAAGAAGAGGGCCAAGGCAAAAAAGACCAUCAAAAAACAGCCACCAAAUGUUCGAUCUCGACAACCACCACAACAAGAAAGCCCACCUCAGGAGCCGGAGGAACCUGAGGAGAUUCUGGGCUCGGAUGACGAGGAGCAGGAGGACCCCAAUGACUACUGCAAAGGUGGCUACCAUCAUGUAAAGGUAGGAGACCUUUAUAAUGGGAAAUACCAUGUAAUCCGCAAACUGGGAUGGGGACAUUUCUCAACCGUGUGGCUCGCCUGGGACAUCCAGGUUAAAAGGUUUGUUGCAAUGAAGGUGGUGAAGAGCGCAGAGCACUACACUGAGACGGCUGUGGAUGAGAUCAAACUCCUUAAAUCUGUAAGAAACUCAGACCCCGACGAUCCAAAGCGUGAGAUGGUGGUCCAGCUACUAGACGACUUCAAGAUCUCUGGUGUCAACGGCACUCAUGUCUGCAUGGUAUUUGAGGUGUUGGGACAUCACUUGUUAAAAUGGAUUAUUAAGUCAAAUUACCAAGGGCUGCCCCUGUCUUGUGUGAAGAGCAUCAUUAGACAGGUUCUUCAAGGUCUGGACUACCUGCACACAAAGUGCCAGAUUAUCCACACGGAUAUAAAACCAGAGAACAUCCUGAUGAGCGUUGAUGAGCCCUAUGUCCGAAAGCUUGCAGCUGAAGCUACAGAAUGGCAGCGGGCCGGGGCCCCACCUCCCUCUGGCUCAGCAAUAAGCACAGCACCGGCCCCAAAACAGACUGUGAAAAUGUCCAAGAACAAAAAGAAGAAGUUAAAAAAGAAACAGAAGCGUCAGGCAGAGCUGCUGGAGAAGUGCAUAAUGGACCUGGAGGAGAUGGAGAAGACCACAGAGACACGAGAGGACGACGAGGAAGAUAAGGACCCACAGUCUCCCAAGGGACGAGCCUGUGCUCCUCUCAGACACGUGUCUCUUCAGGAGUUCAGAGACGACGGAUCAGCGGAGCGGAGUGUGACUCCAGAUAACAUGAGAGUGGGACCAGACGAACUACCAGAGGCCAACUGUAAUGGCCAUGCAGAGGUGGAGGAGAGGCAGUCCAACUGUACAAAUGAAGACCAGCACAAUGGGAAUGCAGAGUCUCCAGAGGAGCCACGAAAAGAGUCCCCCGUCCACCCACUGUGCAAUGGCGUGGAGUCUACAGCUUUCAAUGAGUUGUACUGUGAGCUGGACGGCAGAGGGGCUCACAGCAGUGGAGUAACUCGGAGACGCCUUCCUGCAGGACUGGAGGAGGGAGAACUUGAACAAAACAUUUUGCACAAUGAGGAUGAGGAGGAUGAAACUGAGUGUCAUUACCGAAUCCAGGAAGGCCUGAGAAACGACAAGUUAACUGCAGGAUCCCUGUUAGUUAACCCUCUCCAGCCAGGCAAUGCAGAGAAGAUCAAGGUCAAGAUUGCAGAUCUGGGAAAUGCUUGCUGGGUGCAUAAGCACUUCACAGAAGACAUUCAGACUCGACAGUACCGGUCUUUAGAGGUUCUCAUUGGUGCAGGAUACAGUACGCCAGCUGACAUCUGGAGCACAGCCUGCAUGGCCUUUGAGCUCGCCACGGGUGACUAUCUGUUUGAACCUCAUUCUGGUGAAGAUUAUUCCAGGGAUGAAGACCACCUCGCUCUCAUGAUUGAGUUGCUUGGUAAAAUCCCUCGCCACUAUACGCUGGUUGGGAAAUACUCGCAGGAAUACUUCACCAAGAGAGACCACAUAGCGCUGAUCAUUGAGCUGCUGGGGACUGUCCCACGCAAACUCAUAAUGACCGGCAAAUAUUCCAAGGAUUUUUUCACCAAGAAAGGGGAUUUGAAACACAUCACGAAGCUAAAGCCGUGGGGCCUGCUGGAGGUGUUGGUCGAGAAAUACGAGUGGCCCCAUGAGGAAGCAGAGUGCUUCUCUGACUUCCUACUUCCCAUGCUGGAGCUGGUCCCAGAGAAAAGAGCCACGGCUGCAGAGUGCUUGCUCCACCCCUGGCUCGCUCUUUAGUGGACAUGUUCAGGCGUUGCACCUCCCUUUCCUUCCCACUUCCUUAAGAGACUGCAACAGAUCACUUUCCACUUUGGGCAUAUCAGAUGGAUAUUUAUUUCUCUUUUUGUUUCAUUGUUUUGGAUUUUUUUAUGCUCUUGUUGAGCUGUUGCUUCUGUGUAUGUUUGCUUUGUACUUGUCUGUUCUCCUCUCUGCGUGAUGUUAGGAAUCCAGUGGAUUUAUUAUUUGAUGUCGGCUCCAGCUGUUGUGCUCUGUUUGACCCUUCAACCAGGAGCAAAACAGUCAUUGUUCUGCUUGUGAAUCGUCCUUGUUUGUUACACUCCUGCACUAAAACUCAAACAAAUCAAGGAUAUGUAGCCUUUAAUUUCUUUGUUCCCUUAAAAAAGGACUUAUUUUUUCCUCAUACAUUUCAUUAGUGCUGUGUUCCUUUUUUUAAAUUAUUUUACCUUAUAUCUCACAUGUAGGGGUAUACAGUUUGUAUUUGUAAAGUAGGUUGAGGAAGUUGCACACUGGGCUGACAUUUACACUGACUGUAGUAACAUUCAUAUAUUUUCUAAGGCUCUCUUGAGUCUUUCUGACACUCAUUAGGUAGGUCAUAUUUAGCCAUAACAAACUUAAUGCCACCUGGUAUUUGGAAGGUAGUUAAUAAAAAAUGAGACUAUUUGUUCUCAUGGGAGGCUGGUAUUCUCAUUUGCUUAUUACAAUUCAGGUUUAGGGGGAUAAAAGGUUUCAAUGAGAGAAAAUGUUAAAGUCCAAUUUAAAGGAGGGGUGGGGAGAAAAAAAUAAACUGUAUAUAUCUGUACCAAAGAGUUUGCCUUUAUGUAUAUUACAGUUAUGUACAGUUUUUAACAAAUCUUAUAUCUUAGCUAAAAAGAUUUAGCUGGGUAGCUGUGUUUUAAUAAAGCGUAUGGAAGAUGUUUGAGCACGGUUGUAUGUAUGGCCAACUGUUGAGGGAUGAUGUACCUGUUUUUAAUUAUAGUCGGUGAGAGCUGAUGUGUGAUGGUGUAGCGAACCGAUCAUAUCAAAGUAAACUAUUUUAUCUGCAGAGACCUAAAGUUAAAACGUACAAAUUACAUUAGCGUCACAUUCAAAAAACAUACUUUGUGUGAGUUGUUAGAGAGAAACCUGUACAACACACCAUUCAAUAAAAACAGAUCUUCAUACAGUA
Girardinichthys multiradiatus is the source of this 3323-nucleotide messenger RNA. It is a transcript of the gene srpk1a, whose product is annotated as SRSF protein kinase 1a. The record is from RefSeq and is a predicted model, not a curated record. The transcript is spliced from 17 exons. The coding region runs from base 128 to 2155 and encodes 675 amino acids. Gene Ontology annotation, molecular function: protein kinase activity; ATP binding. Gene Ontology annotation, biological process: protein phosphorylation; regulation of mRNA processing; spliceosomal complex assembly. NCBI's taxonomy places the organism in Eukaryota, Metazoa, Chordata, Actinopteri, Cyprinodontiformes, Goodeidae.